This is a messenger RNA of Cylicocyclus nassatus, 509 nucleotides long. NCBI's taxonomy places the organism in Eukaryota, Metazoa, Nematoda, Chromadorea, Rhabditida, Strongylidae. The record is from the annotation of a GenBank genome assembly.
CAGACACUGAAAUUUCCAUCUAAGAUGAAGUGGAUGAUCAGCACUUUGUUUCUUGUGACGGCAGUGAAGUGUCAACAGCUUGAAUCCGAGAGCAUGAGCACAUCCCUUGGUAAGCUGGAAGGCGCCAUUCGGGAAUGGGCCAUCAGAAAGGGAGUUUUGGAUGAAAUGGAGAAGUACUUAGCAAACAUGGAGAGAAGGCUUUUGAGGAUUAUGAACAACACAAACCAGUCUCCGGAACAAAUGCGUAAAUAUGAGAGCAUCAAAUCCGAAAUCUAUCGCUCUAUAAAACUCACAAUUGAACUAUCUAUGAAGGAGCUGCCGGAAAACACAAGGCGUCAACGAAGAUCACCGAUGAGUAAAGAGGAGUUGGACUGGCUCAUGUGGGGCAUGGGAUGAAUUAUCUGCUCGCAUUAUGCUUAUCAACAAUCCAUUGCAGUGAAUUUUCACGACUUUAAUUUCCUUCUGCAAAUUUUGUUAGAAGCUAAUCAAUCAUACCAUUUUUGUGUGGA